AUGGCCAACAUGAGCGUUUGGAAGACAUGGACAAUUGACGUCAUAGACAGUUUGAAGGCCGUACCUGCAGUUCUUGAGAACAAAGUCCUUUAUGCUGUUCCAUCGUGUUUGAAGAAUGACCAGACAGAGGUAUUCUACCAUCCUAAACAGAUCUCCUUCGGUCCUCGACAUUUUGUUCUUUCUGGUCGCUCAGAAAAUUUCAGUGACUCGGAAAAUUUCAAGUCAGAAGUCGCCCGCAAAUUUCCUGAGCAGUUCGAAUCGUUAGUGGAGAAUCUUAAAAGCAAUCACGUGGAGCGCUUAGAGAAAAUCUAUGGCAUAGAAGUCAUCGGCAGAUUUCCCGAAGAAGAUAGGGAUGUUGGCCUUUCCUGGCUGUUGGCAAGAGACGGCUGCUUCCUUCUAGAAGUCCUCCAAAGUUUUGAAGAUGGAAGAAAUGAGGAAGGCACGGAAAGAAAUCAGGGACAGGAAGGGACAGGAACAAAUCACGGAGAGAAGACCAUGUUGCAGCAUAUUCUUAAGAGGGACAAUCACCACCCUUUGUUGAACGAAAUAGUGAAAGAUAUGUUCAAGUUGGAGAAUCAGUUGCCACUCCGGAUUUUAGACGAUAUAAGGCCGCAUCUGAGGAGUGACGGGGAAGCUAACUGGUUUGAGUCUGCAUUGAAAAACUUAUCUCCCAUUGAGGUAAGGCCGGAAGUUGGCAGACCGACCUACAAGAACAAAAUUCAUAUCCUCCAGAUGCUUGGUCAAUAUAUGAUCGACAAUAUAGAAGACCCAUCUCCUACUACAGAGCAUACAGAGGCAAAUCCUAAUAAUGAAGCUGAGGAUAAAGCACUCCUGGAUGCAAGGCGAGAUGCUCAGAGAAAUAAAAAGAAGCUAUUCAAAUAUAUAAUUAAUAUGCUAAAGUUCGUAUUUGUUGUAAUAUUUGUUCUUCUCAUUUCUCCUGUUUUAAUCAUAUGGUUUGUAUGGUUACUCAUCUGGUUAAUGAGGGAAUCCUAUCGAACUUACUUGCGGGGUAGAGCAGAGGAGGAUGGCCGUCACGUUCCAACUAUAGAAGAGUUGCAUAGGAUAGGAGUGAAAUUCAAGGCAUUGAAGGGCGAAGGAAUCAGCCACAUACAUUUCAAUGAGAGCAAGUCAACACUGCACCUGCCUAAGUUCACCGUAGACGACAGGUCGGAGGUGAUACUGAGAAACCUUUUGGUGAUGGAGACGCAAUGGGAGGAUAAAGAGAAAAUAAUAACGAGGUAUGUGGUGUUCAUGAACGACCUUAUUAACACCAGUGAGGACGUGGCUCGGUUGAGGCGACGAGGCAUCAUCGCCAAAAAGCUUGGAAGCGACGAAGAUGUGGCUCGGCUCUGGAACAGUGUCACUGUUCCGGCAACCGACAUACCAAGUUAUGAAAAGAUUGACAUGGUUUCAGAAUCUAUAAAUGCUUACCGAAGAAAAUGGUGGAGGGUUCUGUGGGCUCAAUUUUGCAACGCCCACUGUUCUAAGCAAUGGUUAGUCGCUUCUCUUCUCGGAGGAAUCUCCCUUCUUGUACAGGUCGUUUGCUUAUUUAACAACUGUUCAAAUUCGGGUGAGUGGCUUAAAAUCAUUAAAAAAACUGCGUAUUUAUUUAGGUCUGUUUAG
Messenger RNA from Cryptomeria japonica (Japanese cedar), 1623 nucleotides. RefSeq names its product putative UPF0481 protein At3g02645. Bases 1 to 1623 code for a protein of 540 amino acids. The record is from RefSeq and is a predicted model, not a curated record. Lineage: Eukaryota; Viridiplantae; Streptophyta; Pinopsida; Cupressales; Cupressaceae. The transcript has a single exon.